Molecule: messenger RNA, 2185 nt
Organism: Helicoverpa zea (corn earworm)
Lineage: Eukaryota; Metazoa; Arthropoda; Insecta; Lepidoptera; Noctuidae
Gene: CYLD
Product: ubiquitin carboxyl-terminal hydrolase CYLD
Exons: 12
Coding region: 262-2127 (621 amino acids)
Biological process (GO): protein K63-linked deubiquitination
Cellular component (GO): cytosol
Molecular function (GO): cysteine-type deubiquitinase activity; K63-linked deubiquitinase activity
Source: RefSeq, a predicted model, not a curated record
CACGUCGUCAUUCAUACGGAUUUUUUCAACCAACUUUUGAUUUGGUAAAUAAAAUAAAAUUUCAAAACAAUCAACAUAACGUUCAAGAAACAAGACCUAAUUGCAACUUAUUUAUAAUUUUACAAGUGUUUUGCAAUAAUUUGUUGGUUGUUUUCUGCUCACGUACUAUCGAGCAGUGAUCAAUUCUAAUAUAACGUCCCAAAUAUUAUCAUUUUUAUUUAAACAAUAAAUAUAUUUUAUGAAAAUACUUGUCCGAAGAUAAUGAAUAAAGAAACAAGCGAUAUAUCUACAGAAAAUGAUAACAAUAAUAGCACCAGAGACACCCAAACCCAACAGGUAGACUUGUUUAACUUGAUUGGAGGAAGCUGGCCACCAGCACCACGUGAGCCUGAGCGCACUGAGUAUGGAUUUUCACAACAGAGCCACAAACACACUAUGCAGCGAUCUUCACAAAGUGAACGGAUCAAGUCUGUGAAUUUACUGGCUCAUCUAGCACCAGAGCGGCGACGCCACAAAACGAAUACUAAUAUACCAUCCUCAACAGUCAGUGAAGAUCCUCAACCUAAAAUGGUUCACGAACCAAAGAAGAUUGAAACUGGAAUUUUAGUUGAUAUUUGCAAUUCGGAGCCGGUUCCUGAGGAGUUAUAUGAUUCCCCGGCACUUGGGUCUCCUCGAGUUGCUCCACCGGCCAAACCUUCUCCAGUACACGAGCCCGAAGAUAUCGGCGUUGGAUCACUGGUCGAAGUUGCGACGGAUGUCGACCAACAUUACUAUGGCGUGGUCAGAUGGAUAGGGGUCAUUGAUGACACGGCAACAGCCGGUGUUGAGCUAGAACAGAGCGUAUGUGGCCUGGGUGACGGCAGUCGCGGCGGCACACGUCUGUUCUCGUGCGCGGCGGGACGCGCCCUGUUCGUGCCGCUACCGCUGUGCCGCCGGGAUGCGCGGUUCCGCGACACGCCGCCACCCGGUCGCAGUGAUCCGCACGACGCAGACCUCUCCGAUCAGCCGGAUUGCCCAAUAGUUGUAGGUGUGGUGCCGCCACUGAGUUCGCUGGGCGAGCUGGCAGGCAAGAACCGCGGCAUACAGGGACACCACAACUCUUGCUAUCUCGAUGCCACGCUCUUCGCGAUGUUCACCUUCACCAGCGUCUUUGAUGCGCUGUUAUACCGCCCGCCAGAGCCCGAGGAUUCACCGCACUAUUCCGAAGUUCAACGAGUACUUCGAGAAGAAAUUGUGAAUCCACUGAGAAAGCAUGGUUAUGUGCGUGCUGAUCGAGUCAUGAAGUUGCGAACUUUGCUUGAAAGGCUGUCUGACGUGCCUGGUCUGACCUCAGAAGAAAAGGACCCAGAAGAAUUCUUAAAUGGUUUAGUAGCACAACUAUUGCGAGCUGAACCAUUUCUGAAGUUGUCUUCAGGACAAGAAGCGUAUUGUUAUCAGUUGUUUGUGGAGAAAGACGAACAUGUUUCAUUGCCUACCGUACAGCAAUUAUUGGAACAAUCAUUUACCACAUCUGGUGUGAAACUUAGUGAGGUUCCAGCUGCUUUCAUCAUUCAAAUGCCGCGGUUCGGCAAGCAAUAUAAAUUGUACCAAAGAGUAUUACCCUCGCCACUACUGGACGUGACUGAUUUAAUAGAUGGCUUGCCGCGCCAGUGCACAGUGUGCGGGUCGCUAGCGCGCUGGGAGUGUGCCGCGUGCGCGGGCGCCGCGCUGGAGGCGGGCGCGCUGUGCGACAACUGCCGCCGCGUCGCGCACGCCACCCGCCCGCACCACAAGGCCACUCCUCUCAAUGUGUGCGAGGAGUUUGCAAACAUUUUGGAGUCUUGUCCGGUACCGCGGGUGUACAUGGAGCUGUUUGCAGUUCUGUGCAUUGAGACUAGUCACUACGUGGCCUUUGUAAAGGCAGGGGUCGGACAUGACGCUCCCUGGUGCUUCUUCGACUCAAUGGCCGAUAGAAAAGGCGAGCGCAACGGCUACAACAUCCCGGAGAUCGUGUGCACGGCGGAGCUGGGCGCGUGGCUGGGCGAGGAGGGCGCCCGCGCGCCCGCGCUGCCGGCGCACGCCAAGCGCCUGCUCUCCGACGCAUACAUGUGCUUCUACCGCAGCCCCGACGUCGCCAUGUACCGGUAGCCACACACUAUGUACUUCCAUACACUAAUUAUGCAAUACAUACUAUUUAUUUCACAUA